AAGGUCAUGGCUGAUAGAGAGGAGCUUGGGAUCAGGCUGAAGAAGCUGCUGGUGAGGUUGAAUCUUCAGGAGGGGAAGCAGUUGGGCACCAUGGUCCAGAUCAUACAGGACCUCCUGUUCCUGUCCCACACGGACCACUGUGCUGAGCUGUUUUCCGAGCAGAACGUCCAUGUGCCCCUGAUGCUGGUGCUGUCAUCGCAUUUCAACAGCAAAGUUCAGCAGGUUGGCUGGUCUCUGCUGUGUCGUCUAAUGGAGAUCUGUCCCAACACUCUGGAUAGUCUGGCCAACCCACAUGAAUAUGAGUUUACGGAGGUGCACAAGCAGAUUCUUAAGUUGCUUUCAGCGUAUCAGAAAGACUGCAAGAUGAUGAUGGUUGGACUGAGAGCUCUGGCUCUUCUACUGAAGUCAGAUGAGAUUGUGAUACAGGUUUUAGAUGAGGAGGAUGUGGACGUGUUUUCUGUGGUUCUGGAGGCCAUGCGGUCAUUUAAUGACAAAGAAGAGGUUCAGCUACAGGGAUGUGCUGCUUUACAACUGCUGCUACAAACGGUUUCUGAUGCUCAUCUGUUGGAGUUCAUUGAGGAAAAGGACCAUGAGGUGGUUUUGGAGGCGCUCAGGCGGUUCAUGGACAGUGAGAAUGUGGUACUGCAAGCUCUAAAAGUCCUCAUACCACUGGCUUCUCCGGCCAGCAAUAUCGAGAUUCUGAUGUCCAAACCCGUUAAAUGCUACAGUCUGCUGUGUCAGGCUAUGGACACGUGGCUCGACUCGGAGGCCGUACAGGAGACCGGAUGCUGUUUGUUACAGAAGUUCACAUCCGAGAGUUACUAUAACAUACUGGUACUUAAUGGUGUCCAUAAGGCGGCGGUGAAAGCGUGUGUGUCUUAUCCUGAAAAUGCCAAGGUGCAGACCACCGCCCUGUCCUUCCUGAGCGCACUCGCGGAGUGCAUUGCACGGAAUGAAUGUCUUGACGAAGACGGGAAUGAGAAGGAAGAGGCGAAACGGAGAGAGAAAGCUCAAGGAGAGGAGAUGCUUGUGUGGAGAGAGGCCUGUUAUACCGCUUUAGAGAGACAUGCUGACAAUGCUGCAGUGCAGGAAGCUGCAUGUUGGGCUUUAAACAGCUUGCUGCUUCAUUACCACUCAUUUAACCACGUGGAACUGGAAGGAAGGCCUCCUCUUCAUUCUCUCAUUAUGGCCGCCAUGCUUUUGCAUUCGUCCAGUGUGGAGGUUUUCCGAGCCGCUUCCUGUACACUACGUACGCUAAUACAGCACCACAGUAGGAUGAGGGCUCUGCUUCUGUCACAUGGCAUUCAUGUCAACAUCGUGCAUCUGAUGCGGAAACACGAGAGCUCCAGCGCUGUGUGUGAAAGUGCCUGCAAACUGCUUCACACAAUCUUCCGGGGAGCGUGGGCUAAUCUAGAUGAUGCGACCCUGAUCCUCGGUCAGAUCCUGGCCGCUCUGAAGACUCAUAACUUCAUCCCUGAAGUUCAGCUGGAGGGUCUUAGAGCCAGUUUAGUUCUUCUGAGCCCAGACAGGAGUUUAAGAGAACAUGGCACCUCAGUGGCGGAUCCUGACACAGUGGACGUGUCCCUGCGGGUGCUGAAGAACCAGUGCGUACUUGAGGGAGCUCAUGCUGUCUAUCUAGAGGCACUUAAUAGGUUUAUCAGUAGUGAGGAGAUUCAAGAGUGUGGACUUGGUGUGCUCUCGGCACUAGCUGACAGCUCUGGAGCGGUUGACCUCAUGUGCCAACAGGGGGCGAUAGAUACGGUUCUUCAUACGCUGCAGAUGUUUCCACAGGAGCGAGAUGUUCACUUCUGGGGUCUUAGUCUUCUGUUUCACCUCGUCUCUAAGAAGAAGCUCUCUCGUAUGAUGGUGCCUGUACUUGCAUCAGUUUUGGUGAGCUCAGUACGGCAACACAAAGAGGACGCAGCCAUGCUUCUAAAGGGUUUCCAGGUGGUGUGGAAGUUGUUGGACACCUGCUCGAGUGCCGCUGCAUGGCUGCAGAGAGAAGCCUUCGAGAAAGACAUCUUCCAGAUCCUGCGGGGGAUGAUGGCAGACCAACGCAGAUAUCCAUUGCAGGCGGUGAGUUGCCUGUGCCUGUCUAAGAUGGUGGCGGACGGUGAGAUCGUGUACGCGCUGCUGGAGAGAGCGUGUGAGGACGGUGACGUGGACGUGGCAGAAUGUCUCGUCCAGCUGGGCGCCGACGUCAACAAGAAGACAAAGAGCGAUUCACUCAUAUAUCAGGUUUGCGAUCGGGGGGCUCCCCUGGCUUUGCUGGAGCUGCUGGUUUCUGCUGGUGUUCAUGAGCAGCAGUUACGGGGAGCACUGAGCGUGUGCGUCAGGAGGGGUGACGACCCCGCGGUCACCCUCCUCCUCAGCCGUUUGGGGCUGGACCACACCAACAAUGCCUUGUGCCUCGGGAGCUUCCGCCUCGGAAAAAUGAAGGCUUCUUGGCUCAGCACUCUGCUCUCGGAGCGCAAAACUCAGACUCCAAUCGACAAGAAGAACAGUAAAGGUCAACGAUUGGCCAGACAGAUCUUGUCGCUCCAAAGAAACAAAGGAUUUGUGGGAGCUGAUAGAUUACGGAGUAACGCCAGCACAUCAGAAUAUUUCACCGAUGAGGAAAGCGAUGACUCGCACAUUUCCUUUGAUGAAAGCUUGGUCCAUAUGUUUGAUGAAAUUGAGAGCGAUGGGAGUGAUGAGCCUUCCCAUGGAUCGUUGCUUUUCAAUGAUUCCCCAGAAGUGGGCAGGAAGCCUGCUUGGAGACAUCACAGUCGGCGUAGACGUGGCAAUUCAGAGGGAUGUCACGAUGAGACCGAUCCAAACGUCCCUCUGCAUAAGCGCUUUAACUCUCACAACGCUAGAGGGCAGGGUUUUAUUGAAAGCUCAAGUCCUGCUGCUCUUACUCUGGCCGCGGACAAAGAACCCAUCCGUCUGCUCGACCUAUCAGGGAAUGAGCUGGGCGAUCUUUCCUGUUUGAUGGGCGGGAGCGCUCUCAAACAGCAGAUUGAAAGCCUUCUAAGGCUCGAUUUGAGCAGCAACAAUCUACCAGAGUUUCCCAGUGUUCUCUGUCAGAAUUUAAGAAGUCUUACCCGUCUAGAUCUUCAAGGAAACCAACUGCAGUCACUUCCUGUGGAACUCCUGGGUUUGCCUGCACUAAACGCACUCAAUAUUUCUCGCAACUGCAUUGGUCCUCUUCUGCUGCUGGACCCAACUUUACGUAGCCCAGCCUUACGCCAGCUCAACCUAUCUUUUAACCAGAUCACCAUCUUCCCCUUCCAGCUGGGACAGGUCAUGGACAGGCUGGAGGAGCUCUUGUUGGAGGGCAAUCAGAUAUCAGAACUUUCUCUCCCACUUGGCCUGGCUGAACUGAAAAUUUUAGACAUCAGCAAAAAUCAAGUUAAAAUAAUUUCUGAUAAUUUCCUCACUGAAUGUCUCAAGUUGGAAACUUUCAUCGCUUCGGUUAACAAAAUCAGUUCAUUGUCACACCUUCCUUCCAAAAUAUCCACUGUUAAAUUAUCACAGAACAAUUUCACAACUGUUCCUGAAAUAAUCAUCAACCUGCCAAAUUUGCGUUCGGUGGACUUGAGAAAUAACAGCAUUAGCGAUCUGCCGGGUCCGUCUUUCUGGGUCAGUGUAAACCUGAGAGAGCUGAUGUUCAGUCAUAAUCACAUCUCUGCGCUCGACCUGAGCGGUCCGGUGCACAAGUGGGCCAGACUGGAGAAACUUCAUUUAAGCUCCAACAAACUGACCGAGAUACCUCCUCAGAUUGGUAUGUUGGAAGACCUGACGUCUCUAGAUGUUAGUCAGAAUGAAGGUUUGCGCUCUUUCCCCGAUGAGAUGGGAAAGCUCAUUCAUUUAUGGGAUCUACCUCUAGACGGCCUGCAGCUCCAGAUGGACCUCAAACACAUUGGGAACAAAACCAAAGACAUCAUAAGGUUCUUGCAGCAGCGUCUGAAGAAAGCUGUCCCGUAUUACCGCAUGAAACUCAUUGUGGUCGGCAGCCCAUGUAGCGGGAAAAGCUCUUUGAUUCAUCAUCUGAUGAGACUCAAACGCUCUCAGUGGCAAUCUGACCAACGCAGCGUUGGCGUCAGCGUCAGAGACUGGGUCAUCAAAAACAAAGACAAGAGGAGCAUGCUGCUGAAUGUUUGGGAGUUCUCAGGUGGUGAAGAGUGCAGUGAAUUUCACCCUCACUUUAUGAGCUCCAGGGCUCUCUAUCUAGUCCUGUAUGACCUGAGUAAAGGACCCAGUGAAAUAGACGCCGUCAAACCCUGGCUCUUCAACAUUAAAGCUGUAGCCGGGCAGUCUCCUGUGAUUGUGGUUGGAACUCAUUCAGAUGUGUGUGAAGAGCACCACCUACAGGAGUGUGUUCUGAAGCUGCGAGAGGAGCUGCUGUCUCAACCGGGCUUUCCAGUGAUCAAAGAGAACCACAUACUAUGCGCCUGUGAAGACUCUGAGUCUAUCAGCAGGUUGCGCAAAGCCAUAUGUAAAGAGCUUGUUGGGUUCAAGAUCCAGGGUCAGCCGGUAAUAGGGCAGCUGAUUCCAGACUGCUAUGUGGAGUUGGAGAGGAGAGUUUUAUGGGAGAGGUCACAUGUACCCAGUGAUUUCCCCGUGCUCAGACACAGCAGACUGCUGGAGAUCGUACAGGACACACAGCUGCAGCUGGAGGAGGGAGAGUUGCCCCACGCCACCCACUUCCUAAGCGAGGCUGGUGUCCUGCUUCACUUUGAUGAUCCAGUGCUUCAGCUAAAGGAUUUGUACUUCAUUGACCCACAAUGGCUUUGUAACCUCAUCUCACAGACGUUGACUCUGAGGAGCACUGGUCAGUGGGACAGCACUAGAGGAGUAGUGCAGCGAACCACUGUGGAAACGUUUCUUUACAAAAGUCGCUGUUUCCCCAAAGAUCACCUGACUCAGUACUUCAAACUAUUGGAAAAGUUUCAAAUCGCCCUGCCCUUUGGAGAUGACCAGUUACUUAUACCUAGCAGCCUGUCAGAUCAAAGGCCUGUGAUUGAACUCCCCCACUGUGAGAAUUCAGAAGUGAUUGUUCGGCUUUAUGAGAUGCCGUACUUCCCCAUGGGCUACUGGUCCAGACAGAUCAGCCGUCUAUUAGAAGUGUCUGCUUUCCUGCUCUACGGCAAAGAGAAAGCGUUGAGGCCGAACCGGAUCUACUGGAGGAAGGGCAUCUAUCUGAGCUGGUCUGCUGAAGCUUACUGUCUGGUGGAAGCCUUGUCUCUAGAAGAGAACCCUGCUAGCUUUAUCAAGAUCACCGUCCCCUGCUCUCGCAAAGGUCGCGUGUUGUUUGGGCAGGUGGUGGAUCACAUCGACUCUCUGCUGGAGGAAUGGUUCCCGGGCCUCCUCACCACUGAUGUCUGCGGCACUGGAGAGACACUGCUUAAGAAAUGGGCUCUGUACAGCUUCAGCGACGGACAAAACUGCCAGAAGAUGCUGCUGGAAGAUCUGCUCUCCAACAUCAAUGAAGAUGGUCUGCUGGUGAACCCAGAGGACCCCAGCUGUACUCUGCCCAUCUCUCAGAUAUCACCAGAUCUGGUCCUGAGUGACCAGCCCUCCAGCACCAUACUGGACCCAGAGCAGCUGGAGAUGGAGCUCUCUAUGGAGUAUAGGUUAGGAGACGGAGGCUUCGGCUCUGUAUAUAAAGCCGUGUACAAGAAUGAGGAAGUUGCUGUGAAGAUUUUCAAUAAACACGCAUCUACACUUUAUGUUCAUCGUCUGGUACGACAGGAACUGGCAGUGCUCGGCAGACUGUGUCACCCCAGUUUGGUGGGGCUUUUGGCUGCCAGUUGUAACCCACACAUUCUUGUGAUGGAACUCGCCCCAUGUGGGUCUCUGGACUCGCUUUUCGAGCGUGAAAAUAGCAGUCUCAGCCGCAAGCUACAGCACAGGAUAGCGCUGCAUGUGGCGGACGGUCUGAGGUAUUUGCACUCAUCUAUGAUCAUCUACCGAGAUCUGAAGCCGCACAACGUUCUGUUGUUCAACGUGAAGACGGACGCUGAAGUCAUCGCUAAAAUCACAGACUACGGCAUAGCGCAGUACUGCUGCAGCAUGGGCGUCCGCAGCUCAGAGGGAACACCGGGUACCGCUAGCAUAACGGUUAUUGAACAGAGGAUGUUUGUUCAUGGGUUACAUUCAUUGAAUCUUCCACACGCAGGUUUUAGAGCGCCGGAGGUCGCCCGAGGUAACGUCAUCUAUAACGUCCAAGCGGAUGUGUAUUCAUUUGGUCUGCUGCUGUAUGACCUUAUGACCUACGGCGAGCGGAUAUCCGAUGGGAUGAAGUUUCCCAGUGAGUUCGAUGAGGUGGCUGUGCAGGGAAAACUACCAGAUCCCGUUAAAUAUUACGACUGUUCACCGUGGCCAGGGUUUGAGUCUUUGAUGAGGGAAUGUUUGAGAGGAAACCCACAGGACAGGCCUACAUCUGCUGAGGUGUUCGAUCGACUGAAUUCUGCCGAGAUGCUUUGUCUGAUGCGAGAGCUGAUAUUGAUGAGUUUGCCCGGUGAGUGUCUUACUGUCUCCGGGGCCAGCGGCGGCGCAAACGGAGGCAAAAAAACUUGCGUGUGGAUUGGAGGUGGCAGCUCCAGCCAGAAACUGGGCUGUGUGACAUCUGUGGACCUGGAGACGGGGGGAACCUUGAGCCAGGAGAUCGACAGCAGUCCCAUCCUCUGCAUGGCGAUCGUCAGAGCUCCAGGGUCAUGCAGUGACUGGUUAGUUGCUGGAACGCAGUCAGGUUCGCUUCUCAUCAUGGAUACCGGGAACGCAGAGGUUCUGCACUGCCUGAAAAGUGUGAAGGACUCUGUGACGUCCCUAUACUUUCACACUCACAGACACUUUAAGAAUUACCUUUUGGUCGGGACAGCGGAUGGAUCGCUAUUCAUUUAUGAAGAUUCGGUCCUGGAGGUGAAGAAUGGCGGUCCAGUGAAAACACUGCAGGUUGGUGAUGUGAACACUCCUCUGAUGUGUCUUGGUCCAUUCAGUCAAACACAGGAGCGCAAAGAGUUGUGGGCCGCCUGUGGCAGCAGGGUGUUCUCGCUCACAAUGGAUUACGACAUCUAUAGAAGCAUAGACACCAAACCCAAACUUCUGUACUCGCAGCAGGGUCGAAUCAGCAGUAUUCCUUGCAUAUCACGCUUAGCAGUGGACAAACAUGUGUAUUUAAGUAAAAGGGGCGGUCACGCUGUGGAGGUCUGGGAUAAGAAGACUGAGAGGAUGAUGAACCUCAUUGACUGCGCACAGCUGCUCGGGUUAAGUCCCACCAAAAAGCACAAGGUCCGGAAUGAAGACCGGUCUAGACAGACGGAUCGGUCUUCGGCGAUAGUUAAAGCUCUGUUGGUCCAGCACAGCGGUACUCUGUGGAUCGGGACCAAAGCGGGACACAUCCUGUUGGUGGAAGUCUCCAGCUGCCAGCUACUUCGGACCAUCAGCCCUCACUGCCACUCCAUACGCUGCAUGGGCUCUGUGCUGCUGGACGCGCUCAACCGAAAGAAUGUUAUUCUGGUACUGGGCAGACGGCAACGCGUUUUACAAGAACGAAUCCAAACGCAAGCGCUGGAGGAUUCGGUCCUGACGGUGUGGAACGGUUCGCUUCCUCUGGAGGUCAGAGACCUGAUCAGGCACUGCGAGCUACGAGCAAAGAUCGCCGGGAAAAUGAGAGAAACGCUCCUAAACUGAUCACCCCUCGCCGUCCGCGCAUCAUUUCCCCGUCAGUAGAGCAAAAACCGAUGCUGGUCAACGCGGUCAGUUUGACCGUUUUCAAAAAGGGACCCAUGUGAAAAUGCAAGUCAGCGUCAGAUCGUUUUAUAUAUAGCCAAGGGAAACAUUUAUUUUUGUUGCAUCUCGUAUGUAGCCGUGCAUUUAUGUUUCGGAUUAUGCAGAAAACCAAAAAUGAAACACUUGAGUUAGCUUUAAUAUUUUAUAGUACUGUAUUUAGUCAUGAUAUGAAGCCGUAAGAACAGAGCAGAAAGCCAUCAUUUGUCACAAACGUCUCUAAUUUUUCACUGUGAUACAAUAUCAACAGCUAGACUGUCGUAAAAAAAAAUACGAUUAUGAGGUUUUGCACUUUUUGAAGGAAAUGCCACAUUGAUGCUAAUAACGAUAUUGACUAUUGACAAUCAAAACAUCUCAAAUUCCAGAGCUGAUAAUUAAUUAUAUUUAUUAAAUCUGUGUUAAUUGUUUGAAAAUGUAUCGAUGGUAAGCUAGUACAGUUACACUACACCUUUUGUGAAUUACAAUCACACUAUAUUGAAUGCCCACGUUUUUGUUUUUUAACAAAAUAUAACUGGAGAACAAGCCAUAGAUGCUAUGAUAUUAUUUUUUUUGUUACAAAAAUGACCUUUCACUGUUAUUUUGUCUGAGUUGUUGAAAUGCAAUUAUUAUUGAUGAUUUAUAUGUUGCAUGCCAAGUAUGUUUUAAUAAAGUUUUAUCAUUUUG
Molecule: messenger RNA, 8436 nt
Organism: Puntigrus tetrazona (Sumatra barb)
Lineage: Eukaryota; Metazoa; Chordata; Actinopteri; Cypriniformes; Cyprinidae
Gene: lrrk2
Product: leucine-rich repeat kinase 2
Exons: 49
Coding region: 7-7677 (2556 amino acids)
Biological process (GO): protein phosphorylation
Molecular function (GO): protein binding; ATP binding; protein kinase activity
Source: RefSeq, a predicted model, not a curated record